CCGCAGCCGCGCUCUGGGAGAGCCCAAUACUGCCGGGGAGCAGGGGAGCUCCCGGUGGCUGUGGCCGCGCGGAGGGGCGGGGAGGCGGCAGCCGCUCGCUCCUUCCGCCUCACCGCCCUUCAUGGCCCUGCUCUGAGGCGACGUCAGCCGCUGAGGUGCGGCGGAGCGCGGCUCUAGGGCCCACCCCCUCCACCCCCCCGCAGGAGCCGUGGUCUCGGCCGGAAGCGGCGGGCGGUGCCCGGCGCCGAGCUCCGGCGGUGGAGGCGCUGGCGGCCGAACAAUAGUGGAGCGCGGCGCUGGGGCGGGCGGCGGCGGGGAACGGCGCGGCGGGCACUAUGAACGAAGAGCAGUUUGUGAGCAUCGACUUGGACGAUGACAACGUCUGCAGUGUCUGCAAGCUGGGGACUGAGAAGGAAACGCUCUCGUUCUGCCACGUUUGUUUUGAGCUGAACAUCGAAGGAGUACCAAAGUCAGAUCUUCUACAUACAAGAUCUUUAAGAGGGCACAGAGACUGCUUUGAAAAAUUUCACUUAAUAGCAAAUCAGGACUGUCCACGAUCAAAACUCUCUAAAAGUCCAUAUGCAGAAGUAAAAAAUAUCUUGAGCAAAAAAAUUAACUGGAUCAUACAGUAUGCACAAAACAAGGAUUUAGACUCUGAUCCUGAAAGCUCAAAAACAUCCCAGCACCAGCUUUUUAACUUCAGACAUCAGACUGAUAGAAAAUUACUCCCACAGUUUGACUCCCCAGUACCUAGAUACUCUGCAAAAUGGAUAGGUGGGAAUUCUGGAGGCAUCUCAGGCUGCUCACAGACUCUUUUGGAACAAAGAGAAUCCACUGAUUUCAGACUUGGUGUGUUACAAGAAACAGGUGCUACCUUCUGCUGCAGCAGUGUUUUGUGGUCUAAUCACAACCAAGUCCAGAAAGCUGAAAAAGCUGAAGGUGAUUCACUUCCCAGUGUUCAUAGAAGGCAUCCUCAAUACAGCAGGGAAGAAUUGACUAUGAUGACUUCUGGAGAGUUAAAGCAACUUAAUGAAAAACUGCUCAAGCAAAUCCAGGAUGUGUUUGAAGAGCUGACGCAGCAAGUUCAAGAAAAGGACUCUUUGGCCUCAGAGCUCAACGUCCGUCAUAUUGCAAUUGAGCAGCUGCUGAAGAAUUGCUCCAAACUGCCAUGUCUACAGAUGGGACGAGCAGGGAUGAAAUCAAAUGUGCCCAUAUAAAGGGGAUGGAACUUCUACCCCCUAUAGAGCUAACUUUCCCUAACAAACAGCUUUGUUAACCAUUAAGUACGGCUGCACAGAUAUUUAGAAGCUUUUGAGGAAACUUGGGCAGCUUUCUCUUUGCAUUCAUAAUCCAUGAGAAGUCUUAUUCCUCUUCGGUUUUAACAAAAAAGGCAAAUGUUUUAGGUAUUAAAAUCUACUGUAAUAAGGUUUAUUCAUAGUUAGGGAUUUUUUUUUUUUUGCCCAUAACUACGCAUGAGCCUUGACCUGAAUUCUGUGUUUUGUUGAUAAUAAAAUUGUUUCUAACAAAGAAUGACCUGAAGCCUGUAAACCUGCCUCCUUCAUACAGAGGAAAAAUAAAAAUUUGAGUUUUGAUCAGGUCUGAUCAUAUUACAUUCUAGAGAGCUUUAAGGGGAGAACAGUAUUAAUGAAACUCAUGGGGUUUUAUUUAUUAUGAGCAGUAUUUUAUUAUUGAAAUUUUAUACUAAAUAAAUAUCACUAUUUUAGGUACUUUUCCAGAUCUCUUUAUAAAAUGUCUGAAUUACUCUGUGUAAUGUUUAUGCCUUGUGUAUGAUUGUUUAACCUUAACCUUUUUCAGGUCUGUAUCUUUCAUGAUACAAUUUAAAAAAAAAAGAACCCAACUUGUUUCCCAAAGAGAUGAAUUUUGCGUGUUAAAAAAAUGUGGUGGUGCAUCACUUAUUUUUAUUAGCUUUAUAACUGAAGAAUUUGGUUCGUGAGAGAUGUUUAAAAAAAAAACACAGCACUUCCUUUAAAUUUUAAAAAAAAAUCCAUACUUUGGUUUUAACGCAUAGAAGUUGUUUUAUAUGUGAAAUUGUCAAUGCUGAAAAAUUACUUUGAAGAAACUAAAUAAAUUUGUAAUACUAUA
Harpia harpyja (harpy eagle) is the source of this 2103-nucleotide messenger RNA. RefSeq names its product chromosome 8 C21orf91 homolog (gene C8H21orf91). The coding region runs from base 336 to 1217 and encodes 293 amino acids. Lineage: Eukaryota; Metazoa; Chordata; Aves; Accipitriformes; Accipitridae. The transcript is spliced from 5 exons. The record is from RefSeq and is a predicted model, not a curated record.